This is a messenger RNA of Pelobates fuscus (common spadefoot toad), 1830 nucleotides long. RefSeq names its product carboxypeptidase B2 (gene CPB2). The transcript has 12 exons. Gene Ontology annotation, molecular function: metallocarboxypeptidase activity; zinc ion binding. NCBI's taxonomy places the organism in Eukaryota, Metazoa, Chordata, Amphibia, Anura, Pelobatidae. The record is from RefSeq and is a predicted model, not a curated record. Gene Ontology annotation, biological process: fibrinolysis; proteolysis. Bases 182 to 1468 code for a protein of 428 amino acids.
UUAAAAGCUGUGCAUUUAAAUGGAUACUGUCACACAGGAGAGAAGAAUCAUAGAAUUGAUUUUGUUGUGUUGCUUUCUAACUAACUGAAUGACUAAUGUGUGCUUACUCUGCUGAAAACUACAGUUAAGCUCAUCUUUUGGAGAGCCUCUUUAAAGAUUUUACACAAAGACAGAGUCAGAAAUGAAGUUGCCUUUAUUGAUUCUAGUAUUGGCCCUUUUCAUUCAGAAGAAUCAUUUGGCCACUGUUAACAGGAGUGACCAGGUGUUAAAUGUUCGUCCACGGACUGACGCUCAUGUUGACGUUAUAAAGAAUAUCACCUCCAUGCCAGAGGUUAUCCUGUGGAAACCGGACUCUUCUGAUCAUAUAGUAAAGAACAAUGAAGUCCAUUUCUAUGUCAAUGUGUCUGCAGUUGAUGAAGUGAAGACCCAGUUGGAUAAAUCUGGAUUUACCUACACGGUCCUUGUUGAAGAUGCACAAAGUCUAAUUGAACAGCAAACAUUCAAUGAUUCUGUUGGUCAACGCAGCAGUGGGUCCUAUUAUGAACAGUAUCACAGCCUAGAUGAUAUUUACUACUGGAUGGAGCAAAUGGCAGAGAAAAAUCCUGACAUGGUGGAGAAAUUUAACAUUGGAUUUUCAUUUGAGAACCGACCCCUUCAGGUGUUAAAGAUAUCGGGAAAAAAAGGAGAGGAAGAGGAAGCGAAAGGCACAAAAAUUGCAAUCUGGAUUGACUGCGGGAUACAUGCAAGGGAGUGGAUUUCCCCAGCAUUUUGCAUGUGGUUUGUAGGACACGCUGUAGGGUUCUAUGGGACUGAUAAAACCAUGACGAAGCUACUGAAAUAUAUUGAUUUUUAUGUUUUACCAGUAAUGAAUGUUGAUGGCUAUCACUACACAUGGACAACUAAUCGAAUGUGGAGAAAGAAUCGCUCCAAAUAUCAAAACAGCACCUGUAUUGGAACUGAUCUAAACCGGAACUUUGAUGCAGGGUGGUGUGGUCCAGGUGCGUCCAGUAACCCUUGCCAUGAUAUAUAUUGUGGACCUUUUCCAGAAUCGGAAGCUGAAGUGAAAGCGGUUGUAAACUUUAUAAAAAAUAACUUAGAUGUGCUUAAAGGGUAUAUAAGUAUUCACUCUUACUCUCAGAUGGUGCUUUUUCCAUAUUCCUAUACAAAGAAGAAAACCAAGGACCAUGAAGAACUGCAACAACUGGCAAACAGAGUGACUGAUGGCAUGAAGGCAACAUAUAGAAAUAAAUAUGCAUAUGGCACUGGAGCUGAAACUAUUUAUCUCGCACCAGGAGGCUCUGAUGACUGGGCUUACGAUAUUGGCAUCAAGUAUUCUUUUACCUUCGAACUCCGAGACAAAGGGACCUACGGUUUUUUACUUCCUAUGAGUCUAAUAAAGCCAACAUGUAGUGAAGCUUUAACUGGGAUCAAAAUCAUAGCAGGUCAUAUUGUCAAACAAAUAAAAUGACCAGCAACCUACCAGAUAUUUAUGCAUUUAUUGUACAACCGCAGCCACCUUGUAAAAUGGCGCCAUGCAAUUUUAAAUCAUUUUGAGUCACAAAUUGUGUUCUCUCCAUCUUUUUUAGUGACUGGCCUCGCAAAUGUUUACGCCUACAAUUUUGCAUAACUAACUUGGAUCCAAAUUAAUUAUUGUGUGAUUUGAUGAAGAAUAUUUUGCAAACAUUACAAUUUGCUAAUCUGUGAAUGCUUUGUCACCCCCCCCCCCAUUUGUACUUUAUUAACAAGAAAUGCUUUGUGUUAUACUUGUAUAUGUGACAUCAAAUGGUAUAAAAUCAUACAAUUAAACAAUAUAUAUCUUUUCAAAACAUA